GAACUGGAGCUCGCCAUCCCGUCGCAACUGAACCUCAAACGGGCAUCCGCCAACAACGAACACCAGCACAACUUAAUCGUUUCCAUCACUGCCGCUGAGAUCAACGAGUUCAGAUCGUGCGGCACUUUUGCGACCCCAUCAUAUAAUUCUCAGCACCCCUUUGAGUCUUCCACCACACUUUCAAGAAUCGCGAAAGGCGGACCGUCAACAUGGGUCAAAAUCAGUCUGGCAUGGGCGGAGGCCAGGACCCUUCAAAGUCCAAGAAAGAUAAGAAAGAUAAGCCCAAGUACGAGCCGCCGCCGAAGCCUACCACCCGCAUCGGUCGCAAGAAGAAGAGACAAGGCGGUGCCAGCGCUGCCGCCAAGCUCCCCUCAGUGUAUCCGACAAGCCGAUGCAAACUCCGACUCCUACGAAUGCAACGAAUCCACGAUCAUCUACUGCUCGAGGAAGAAUAUGUCGAAAAUCAAGAACGUCUACGCAAGGCGAAGACCGCCAAGGACAGCAAUGCUCCUGCGUCCGAGCUCGAGUCUUCCGACCGUAUGGCUGACGAGCGCUCCCGUGUCGAUGAUAUGCGUGGCAGCCCCAUGGGUGUCGGUGUUCUCGAGGAGUUGAUCGACGACGACCACGCCAUCGUUUCCAGCACAUCGGGGCCCGAGUACUACGUUAGCAUCAUGAGCUUUGUCGACAAAGACCUUCUGGAGCCCGGCGCCAGCGUCCUGCUACAUCACAAGAGUGUCAGCAUUGUUGGCGUGCUCACCGACGACACGGAUCCGGCCGUCAGCGUCAUGAAGCUUGACAAGGCGCCCACGGAGUCGUACGCGGAUAUUGGUGGCUUGGAACAGCAGAUCCAGGAAGUUCGUGAAUCAGUUGAGCUUCCAUUGCUGCAUCCGGAGCUCUACGAAGAAAUGGGUAUCAAGCCACCCAAGGGUGUCAUUCUUUACGGUGCUCCCGGUACCGGUAAGACCCUCCUUGCCAAGGCUGUGGCAAACCAAACUUCGGCAACGUUCUUGCGCAUCGUUGGUAGCGAGCUUAUCCAAAAGUAUCUUGGUGAUGGUCCUCGACUGGUCCGCCAGCUUUUCCAGGUUGCCGCCGAGAAUGCCCCUUCCAUCGUGUUCAUCGACGAAAUCGAUGCCAUCGGUACCAAGCGUUACGACUCGACAUCGGGCGGCGAACGUGAAAUCCAGAGAACCAUGUUGGAGCUGCUGAACCAGCUGGAUGGUUUCGACGACCGUGGAGACGUCAAGGUCAUCAUGGCCACCAACAAGAUCGAGUCGCUUGACCCUGCUUUAAUCCGUCCUGGCCGUAUCGACCGCAAGAUUCUCUUCGAGAAUCCCGACCAGAACACCAAGCGCAAGAUCUUCACGCUCCACACCAGCAAGAUGUCACUUAACGAGGAUGUUGACCUGGAAGAGUUCAUCGCCCAGAAGGACGAUCUCUCAGGUGCCGACAUCAAGGCCAUCUGCUCUGAGGCCGGUCUCAUGGCCCUCCGUGAGCGCAGAAUGCGGGUGCAGAUGGCAGACUUCAGAGCUGCUCGUGAAAGAGUUCUGCGCACCAAGCAGGAAGGCGAGCCCGAGGGCUUGUACUUGUAACAUAACCGCAUAUUAUCUGGCCUAAUUUGCAAGACUUUUCAGAUUUGGGCGGAUUGCGACUGGGAAUGGAUUUGACAAUUCAGCCUUGUGAUGUCGAUAUCCAGCCAUCACUAAGCGUACCUUAGUUUGAGUGAAGAUGAAGGGAUACCGUAGCGUUUUAUCAUGGAGAAAGAAGAAACUUUACGGUUGGCUCCUGUAAGGGUAUGUUUUCCACGCCUUAAAUUGUUGGUUCGUUGAUACAUUCAUUGUGAAGUCCAGCUUCAUGUCAGUUGUAUCUACGCAAAACGUGAAGCCCACCACUGCCUCUCAUCCUACUCAUGUAAGCUUGACGCUGCACCUCCUACGUAUGCUAUCUCUCCCAUUGUCACCAGGCGGCAUCUAAUCUAUCCUUCUGCGUGUAUCCUUCUCUCUAUCUCUAUACAUUUAACCACCCUUUACUCUCCUGCUUGAACCAUCAUGGUCCCCAUCACAUAUUCUCCUCCCCUGCUGAUCAGCCGCACUCAAAGCCUCCACCAAGCCCAUUACCCCCUCCGACCAAACCUUUUUACCAUCCUUCGUAUCUCGCCCUCGUUCCGGCCAAGGCACAC
Neurospora crassa OR74A is the source of this 2176-nucleotide messenger RNA. RefSeq names its product 26S protease regulatory subunit 4 (gene rpt-2). Bases 210 to 1589 code for a protein of 459 amino acids. Gene Ontology annotation, molecular function: ATP binding; ATP hydrolysis activity; proteasome-activating activity. NCBI's taxonomy places the organism in Eukaryota, Fungi, Ascomycota, Sordariomycetes, Sordariales, Sordariaceae. The transcript has 4 exons. Gene Ontology annotation, biological process: proteasome-mediated ubiquitin-dependent protein catabolic process. Gene Ontology annotation, cellular component: proteasome regulatory particle, base subcomplex. The record is from RefSeq and is a predicted model, not a curated record.